This is a messenger RNA of Magnolia sinica, 1452 nucleotides long. RefSeq lists its product as uncharacterized. Gene Ontology annotation, molecular function: aspartic-type endopeptidase activity. The coding region runs from base 1 to 1452 and encodes 483 amino acids. The record is from RefSeq and is a predicted model, not a curated record. Gene Ontology annotation, biological process: proteolysis. NCBI's taxonomy places the organism in Eukaryota, Viridiplantae, Streptophyta, Magnoliopsida, Magnoliales, Magnoliaceae. The transcript has 3 exons.
AUGACUGUAACGCAAUACGAAAAUCGGUUUACAGAAUUGUCGCGCUACGCUUCCGAGAUAAUCGUUAACGAGGCGAUUAAGAUGAGGCGAUUUUCAGCAGGGUUAAGGAGCGGCAUACACUCAAAGAUAUGUUAUGCCAGCAUCAAGACAUAUAUCGAGCUCGUUGAGAUAUCGAUACGGGCGGAGCAGGAUGAGGAGCGUGUCACACGGACCCGUUCACAGUUAAGGCCACGAAACAGGAUGGAGGGACCGUUCUCUUCUUUUGCAGGAAAAAGGUCGCGCCCUAACUCUCCGCCCCGAUUGGCCGCCACACCGGCCUCUUCUACACGACCUGCCCAGACAUGUAGCUACUGUAAGAGGGUGGGUCACUCUGAGCCUUAUUGUUUUCCCAGGAUGAGGGACCUCAGCUUCACGCUGCCACAGCGCAACAAUAGGCCCCCACAGCAGGCUCGGGUUCAUGCCUUAGCGGCCGAGGGCCAAGAUGCAGUUAUCCCCACUCUUACAGCCUUUGAGGUGACGGCUUACAUACAAGGUACUCCCAUAUUUCUAUUAGUGGACACCGGGUCCACAGCUUCUCUCAUAUCACAUGCCACCUUCAAGCAUCUAGGACUACGCUCUACUCCAUUCGUUGGAGUAAAGAUCAUUGCCACUGCCGGUACUGUCUCAGAAGCAACGAAGAUAUGUCGGGAUUGCCCCAUUGACUUGGGAUGCAAGGUGACGAUUGUGGAUUUAAUAGUGACCAAGAUCUUUCAUUAUGACGUCAUCUUGGGUAUAGACUGGUUGGCCAUGAUGAAGCCGGAUAUCGACUGUGACACUCUGACCGUGAAAAUAUACGAAGACGACGGCACUUCCCUCACAUUCUCAGUCCAGAUAGACUUCACGAUCGAUCUGGUUCCGGGUGCCAAGCCCAUCUCCUUGCCUACUUACCGCAUGCCCCCAAGUGAGAUGGAAGAACUGCGGUCUCAAAUCGACAAUUUGCUAAAGUCAGGCUUCAUCCGACCCAACAUAUCACCAUGGGGAGCCCCGAUCUUAUUUGUGAGGAAGAAGGAUGGCUCAUUACGUCUAUGUGUAGAUUACAGGAGAUUGAACCAAGUGACGGUUCGGAACAAAUACCCGUUGCCCAGAAUUGACGAUUUAUUCAACCAGUUGAGGAGUGCUCAAUAUUUCUCAAAGAUCGAUCUACAAUCAGGGUACCAUCAGCUGCGAGUUAGGGACAAUGAUAUACAAAAAACGGCCUUCAAUAACUGUUUUAACAAUUAUGAGUUCCUAGUUAUGUCGUUCAGGCUCACCAAUGCCCCAGCGGUAUUCAUGGACCUCAUGAACAGAAUCUUUAGGCCAUUCUUAUACAGAUUCGUCACCGUGUUCAUCGACGACAUAUUGAUUUAUUCAAAAGGCCAUGAAGAGCAUAGAGAACAUUUAAGGGCAGUCUUCGAGACCCUAGAGAAAAAUUAA